Oncorhynchus masou masou (cherry salmon) is the source of this 4355-nucleotide messenger RNA. Its product is annotated as butyrophilin subfamily 1 member A1-like. The transcript is spliced from 5 exons. Lineage: Eukaryota; Metazoa; Chordata; Actinopteri; Salmoniformes; Salmonidae. The coding region runs from base 69 to 1052 and encodes 327 amino acids. Gene Ontology annotation, molecular function: signaling receptor binding. The record is from RefSeq and is a predicted model, not a curated record. Gene Ontology annotation, cellular component: external side of plasma membrane. Gene Ontology annotation, biological process: regulation of cytokine production; T cell receptor signaling pathway.
UCACAGCGAGCGACUUACGCAAAUUCCGGAAGUAUCUAUAUAUUUUUUUUACCUUUAUUUAACUUGGCAUGUCAGCCAAUAUGAAGACUUCUUUGCCCUUCUGGUUGUGUACAAUGUCAAUGUCAAUCAUCGGAAUAUCAUCAACAUCUAGUGAUACACUUGUUCAACCCAUUGUGGCCUUAGUUGGUGAUGACGUCAUCCUGCCUUGCACCCUGAGACACACCGUCAGUGCUGUGCAUCAGUCAGUAGAGUGGCAGAGACCGGACCUAAAACCAAAAGAGGUCCAUCUUUACAGAGAUGAGAAGGACGAUCUUGUGCUCCAGAAUCCAGUCUUCAAGGGAAGGACGUCACUGUUUAAAGAAGAACUAGAGAACGGCAACACUAGUUUAAAGUUGACCAGAGUGAAACUAUCUGAUGCUGGAAACUACACCUGUUACAUUCCACUGCUGGACCACCAGAAAACCAUCAUUCAACUCCUUGUUGGUGAGUCAACACACCUGCUGACCACCCAAACCCCCUUGAGAGACAGAUCUCAUGAAAUCAAGGGUGCUGUGUCCAGACCAGUUAUCAUCAUUGAGGGAAUGGAAGGUGAUGAGGUGGUCCUGCGGUGUGAGGCUGAAGGCUGCUACCCAGAACCUGUCAUGGAGUGGUGUGACGCUCAGGGACGUGUCCUUCCUGCUGCUGGACCUACAGAGACGUCCAGAGACCGUGAAGGCUGCUACACUGUGACAAGCCAUGUCACCGUCCCGAACUCUGACAACAACACCUUCACCUGUCGGGUUCAACAGUUGGAGAUCAAACACAUGAAGGAGAGACAGGUUCAUGUUCCAGAUCAAAUGUUUCCUAAGACGUGUCAUUCCUGCUGGCUGACAGUUCUUGUAGCAGUUCUUGUUGAAGCUGUAGCUGGAGGUCUCUACCUGUUGACAAAAAAAGGGAUAUUGACCUUCAGAAAGGAAGCGUGGACGUCAGUAAUGAAGAACAAGGAGACGACGAAGAAUGAGGAAGAUGAGGCCAGUGAAUCCCAGUCUGUCAUCGGUUUAAAUGUGAAAUGAUCUAUGAUAAUAGUAUGAUGUGCCAUUUAACAGACAUGUUUGGAUGGUCCCAGGAAUCAAACCCACUAUCCUGGAGUUACAAGAACCUUAACUAUGACUACAUAGGAAUAUGCAUGGUUAUGUUUACAUUUGAGGCAUUUAGGAGACGCUCUUAUCCAGAGCAACUUACAGGAACAAUUCGGGUACAUUGGCAUACUUUUCAUCUUGUGGUUCAGGGAUUUGAACCAGCGACAUUGGUUACCGGCCCCACGCUCUUAACCACUAGUCUACCUGCCACUCCAUAUAUGGCACUGUGUCAGAAGCAUUAGUUUUUUAUAUCAGACUUCUUUGGUGUAGUUUAUGUUGUCUGUAAUAGGUGCGGAUUUAUUUGACAGGGACAAUGCAUAUAGUGAAAGGACCAGCUAUUGCAUACAGAAGCAAUCAAUGCCUGGCUGAGUUGGUGAGAGACUUCUGUGAUGCCGGGGUCACGACAGAGGUCACACGUAGGGAGUUGCAGAAGGGACGGUCUUAUCAGGCUCUUCUAAGGUACUAAGAUUUGUCUCUGGGGUCAUAAUGACCUUUAACUGUGCCAGUAAUCUGGAGGAGGAGUUGGUGAGGGUUACAGUGUUUCUCAAUCUUGCUCCUGGAGACCUCAAGGGGUACAUGGUUUUGUUUUGGGAAACAAUGGCAUGGUAUCAUACACAUCACUCAUAUGGAAACCACAUGUUUGACUCCAUUCCAGUGAUUCCGUUCCAGCCAUUACAAUGUUACAAUGAGCCUGUCCUCCUAUAUCUCCUCCCACCAGCCUCCACUGACUGGGUUAGAGAGUAAUGAUUGUUAACUUCUCGGAGGGGACCAUCACAGGAGACGUGAGGGCGAUGUGUCUGUAGUGUUUGAGUUCCCAUGAAAAGAUGGGGGAAACGCUCUCUAGAGUUUCUCGUCACUGCAACGGAUUUCCGAAGAUGUCGUUUUGAAAAUCAACAGGUGGUGGGGGGGGGGACGGGACUCUGAUAGAGGUGCUGGUUUAGAUACAGGGCCUUCGGAAGGUAUUCACACCCCUUUUCCACAUUCUGUUACUUUACAGACUCAUUCUAAAAAUGGAUUAAAUAAAAUCGUCAAUCUAGACACAAUACCCCAUGAUGACAUCACAAUACCCCAUAAUGACAUCACAAUACCCCAUAAUGACAUCACAAUACCCCAUAAUGACAUCACAAUACCCCAUAAUGACAAAACAGGUAUAUAGAAUCUUUAGCAAAUUGAUUAAAAAUAAAAGCUGAAAUAACUUAUUUACAGAGCCAGGUAAAGGGUACCAAAGAAUGCACAAAAAAACCAACGAUUUAAUCCAUUUAAGAAUAAGGUUGUAAAUGUAAAAAAAUGUGGGAAAAGUCAAGGGGUCUAAACAUUUUCUGAAUGCAGCUGGGGGAUUCGAUCCAGCAACCUUUCGUUUACUGGCCCAACGCUUUUCUCUAGGCUACCUGCCGCCCCAUGGCUCUAUGUAGUAAGGUGUUGGCAAUGGUCUUAUAUGAUAAACUUAGCACACAAUAUAUACAGCUAGCAAAAGUAAUAACUUAGCACGCUAGGAUAGCAGGCUGAAUAUAUAUUAAUGAAUGUGAACUCAGCAACCGUAAUUCCAGAACAGUCCCACUGUUGUAAGCUCUUUUUUUCUAAAUCAGCCUUUGGAUUCCUUGCACCUUGCGUUUGGAAGGAUCUACAAUGCACUUAAAUGGGAGGAAUUGGUGUCUCUGGGGCAUUUGACAGUUGUUAGGUGACCUUUUUAUUGAAGAAUGUCUUUUUUUUGUGAUCGUGUUUUACUUUUCAUGUAUUUUAAGGCCAAUAUCAAAGCUGUCACCCCUGGUGAACAGCUAAAAGAGUUUUUAUUUACUAACUCUAUUUUAUCAAUGUACCAAUCAGGCUUCAGGAACAAGCAUAGCACAAUUACAGCAACCAUGAAGGAUUUAAAUGAUAUCACUGAAGCCAUUGACAAAAAACAGCACUGUGUCUCACUUUUUAUUGAUCUCUCGAAGGCUUUCGAUACAGUUGAUCAUGCUAUACUAAGGGAGAGAUUGUCGAGUGUAGGUCUUUUGGGGGAGCAUGCUCAGUGCACUCAAUUUGAUAGGCUUAUGUCUGUUAAAUUGUCUGUCUUGAAUGGUGUGCCCCAAGGCUCUGUACUUGGUCCUCUCUAAUUCACUAUUUAUAUAAAUGAUGUAGACAAAUGUCCAAUGCACAACUUUAUUUAUAUGCUGAUGAUACUGUUAUUUACUGUUGUGCCUCGUCUCUUACAAAAGCUUUCCAGAACAUGCAAACUGCUUUUCAUACUGUUCAACAUACCUUGUGUCAAUUGAAGCUGACUAAACUAAUGGUGUUUUCUAAAGCAAGAAAUAGACCUCUGAACCUUUCACCUAUUACUACCUGUCAGAGCAAGGAGAAUGAGGUUGUAACCUCAUAUAAAUAUCUUGGAAUUUUAAUUGAUGACGGCCUCUCUUUUAAAUUGCAUUUUCAACAACUUACAAAAUAAUUUAAGCUGAAAUUGGGAUUUUAUUUGAGGAAUAAGGCCUGUUUUUCUUUUGAAGCCAGAAGGAGGCAAGUAUCAGCUACAUUUAUGCCUUUACUAGACUUUGGGGAUAUUUUAUAUAUGAAUGCUUCCACUCAGUGUUUGAGAUCAAUUGAUACUCUUUACCAUGGCACUUUGAGAUUUAUUUUAAACUGCAAACCCUUACGCACCACCACUGCACUUUGUAUACCAGGGUUGGCUGUCCUUCUCUAGUCACUCGUAGGCUCAGUCACUGGUAUACUUUUAUUUACAAAGCUAUUUUGGGUUUACUACCUUUUUAUUUGGGCAUUUUUAUUGUUCAGAAAUAUAGUGGGUCGUCUCUUCGUUCGCUGGACUUUAUCCUGCUAACUGUUCCAAAUGUCCCAACUGAAUUUGGUAAAAGGUCUUUUAUGUAUUCUGCACCAUCGGCUUGGAACACCUUACAAAAUACUUAUAAACUGGAAGAACUUGACCUGAUUGGUGUUUUUAAAUCACUGAUGAAGGACUGAGGCUGAUUCCCUGACCUGUCAAUGUUUUUAUUUAGCUGUUUUAUACUCUUGUGAAUUCAAUGGUUUUUACUAGAUUACUUGUAGUUUUUCAUCUUGUCUGUCUGUAGUUUCUUUUGUAAUGACUUGGUGCUGCCUAUCUUGGCCAGGAAUUUUAAUCUCAAUGAGCCCUUCCUGGUUGAAUAAAUAAAAUGUGUAGUGUAUUGUGGUGAUAUACAGGGCUCACCUGGAAAUGAGACCUGUCUCAGCAUUAACUUCCUGUCAAAAUACAAAAAUGUGAAAAAUGUU